CCAGUUUCCAUCCAAAUAGAGCUUGACACAAAUUACAAGUAAGAAAAUUAAAUUACCUUAAAUGUGCUGGGUCCAGAAGAACAAAUGUCAAUCAAAACAUGUUUUGCAUUUAAAACUAACUGAUAUAUUCAACACAGGCCUUUCACCAUGUCCUUUGAUUGUAAGAGGACAAGAUCUACUAGUUGUUUCCCUCUUCCAGUCUGAGAUUUUACAAGGAUUCCAGCUUGUCCAACGCCCAGUUGGGUUUUGAACUUUGAACAAACUGAAAUGAAGGAAGAAUUCUCUCUGCUCUUGAAACCUGGUUUAACUUUCAACAAACUUUGGUUCCCAAGGCUGAGCCAGUGACUUCCGCGGUUUGAUGUUCUUUAAGAUAGCAGCAGCAAACGUACUGCUUUUGAUUAAAAUCCAUUACAAUUCUGGCAACUUGUGUUAAGGGCUAAGCUUACAAUACUCUCAAUAUUAUUUUAAACAGCUUCACAACAAAAAUCACAUAUAUUGUUUUGUUUUCGAAGCUCACAUGGUUUUUUGUUUUUAAUCCACCAUGCUGGGCCCCCUCCCAUCCCAUCUCUCUCCCCUGCAGGUUCAUAAUCUGGUUGCAAUCGAGCUCGCCUAUAUCAACACCAAGCACCCGGACUUCAUUGACACAGCGCUGGUGUCUGCCUCUGUCAGCAGCAGCAAGAAUGACCCCCCUGCGGAGGGGAUCCGGCGUUGGAAGAGUGACAAAGUGGAGGAUGCUGGCAUGGAGGAGAAGCUCAAGGGGAACGUCCAGCCCCCCAUGUAUUCCAGCCCCAGUCGCUCCCAUGCUGUCAAUCUGCUGGACACGCCCAUGCCGGCCACACGGAAGCUGAGCCAGCGGGAGCAGCGGGAUUGCGAGGUGAUCCGCAGACUCAUCAAAUCCUAUUUCCUCAUUGUGCGCAAAAGCAUCCAGGACAGCGUCCCCAAGACGGUCAUGCAUUUCCUGGUGAACUAUGUCAAGGACCAUCUGCAGAGCCAGCUGGUUGGGCAGCUGUACAAGCAGCAGCUGCUGGACAUGCUGCUCACAGAGUCAGAGGACAUGGCACAGCAGCGCAAGGAGGCUGCUGGGCUGCUCCAGGCCUUGCAGCGAGCCAGCCAGACCAUCUCUGAGAUCCGGGAGACGCAACUCUGGUGAGGGGAGGCUGUGCCUACAAACCAAGCCCUGGGCUCUGCUCUGCUGUCCCAGCUUGGUUCCAGGGGGGCACCCCUACCUGCCCAGAGCCUGCCUGACUUGGUGUCACAAACACCCCUGCUGACCUGUGGGGGUGUCCAGAGAAGCUGAGUGUUUCUACUCCCUGUGUGUGGUGGGGGAGAUAGAGGGACAGUGGCAGAGACACCACACACACACCCUCCCCUUGUUCUUUGCUGCCUGUGUAUCUGAGCCGCUCCGAUGGUGGGUUGGUGUUACGGAAUAAAACCCGUUUGUGCAAA
This is a messenger RNA of Terrapene triunguis (Three-toed box turtle), 1446 nucleotides long. RefSeq names its product dynamin-1-like protein. Gene Ontology annotation, biological process: mitochondrial fission. Bases 542 to 1150 code for a protein of 202 amino acids. Gene Ontology annotation, molecular function: microtubule binding; GTPase activity; GTP binding. NCBI's taxonomy places the organism in Eukaryota, Metazoa, Chordata, Testudines, Emydidae. Gene Ontology annotation, cellular component: cytoplasm; mitochondrion; membrane. The transcript has 5 exons. The record is from RefSeq and is a predicted model, not a curated record.